AUCUAAGAUCAAUUUGAGUAAGAAGAAGCUAUUCACUCGUUCUAUAACGAAGUGGUUGAAAACGUCCAAGCUCUUCACGUUUUUGUUUACAUUUAAGAACCCUUUAAUUUUUAAAAAGUGAUAAUUUAGAUCUUAGAAUCAUGGCUGAAAUAGUGGAACGCCAUAUGGAACCUAUGACUGAAGAAAUAGAGGAAAUGAGAAGAUUAAAAUUAUUUUCUAUUGCGGAAACAAAAGCUAUCCUAAAGAAGCGAAAACAUUUUGAAUGCAAGAUAAAUGGUGUUAUGAAGAAUAUACAAGAUUACAAAGACUAUAUACAGUACGAAAAAACUCUUUUGAAGGACAUCAAAUUGCGACGAAACAAAUUAAGGAUAGCUGAAAGGAAAAGUGGUAUAGAAGUAAAAAUAUUGAAGAGGAUAAAAAACUUAUACGAAAUAGCUUCACAACGAUUCUCUCAUGAUUUUAAUUUCAGUCUUGCUUAUUUUAAAUUUUGCAAAGAAUCUAAUUUCAAUCAAGCUGCUUCUCUAGUUGUUCAAAACAUGAUUAAAAAUUUUGCUCACAUAGCUGAUGUAUGGCAAGUAGCAGCUGCUUGGCACAUGAAACGAGAUAUAAAACAAGCUCUUAGUGUUAUUCACAAAGGUUUGACGAUUCAUCCUAGUUGCCAAUAUCUGUAUAUUGAAGCUAUUCAAUUAGAACUUUUAACCAGGGAAAAAGAUGAUUGGCCUAAUAAUGUGGAAAUCCAGAAUCGAGAUGAAAUUUGUUACAAAAAAAUAGAAACAUAUGUUGAUACUAUAUUCCAGAAUGUCGACAGUUACUCUUGUUUGAUAAAUGUUAUCAACAUGCUGGAGCCUUACAGUUUCACCAAGAAUAUCCAACACAAAAUUAUUGAACACAUGAUGUAUAAAUAUCGCAAUGAACCGGAAGUUUGGCAAACUUUAGCAGAAAGAGAAAAAGAAGGACAACAUUAUCCAGUUCCAGAGGAAUUAAGAACUUCAACAAAGUUCAGAUUGACGAAAUGUUUGGAAAAAUUUGAAAUGGGAUUGUCUUCGGUAUCUAGUGAGAAAAAACCAACUAUGUGGAUGUUAUAUUUGGAUUUUUUGAUAGAUCGCUACCAGCAGAAGGAUGUAUCAAAUAAUAUGAUCAAAAACACUUUGAUACAAAAAUUAGAGCAGGCUAAUAAAGAAUCGGUUCUUACAGAGAGGUACUACAUAAUAUGGGCGAAACUAUUGUCUGAUGAAAAUAGAGUUCUAGAAAUUGUUGAAAGAGGUCUGAAAGCACUACCAAAAUCCGUAGAACUGUGGAAGUUGAAAUUAAAAUGUAUGGUGAUGAAAGAUGACACAAAUGCCUUAAAUAUGGCUUUCAAACAAGGACAUCUCGCGUUGAGGGAAAAUUCCGCGCCACUUUGGCAAUUAUUGAUCAGAUAUCAUAUACUGUCGUCUCCAAAUGAAAUAAUUGAAGCUGUUUAUAGAGAUGCAGUUAGACAAGUUGAACAAAUUGCAAAUUUGAUUAAACCGGAUUAUAUUGAAUGGAUAGCUCUUAACAAAGAUAUACAAAAGGCUCGGGAAAUUUAUAAGACCCUUUCGAUAACGCCUCCGUAUUGCAAAGAACUGCAUGCGAAAAUGGCAAAAUUAGAAAUGACAGAGCAAGACAUCUCGAUCAAGGAACUAGAACGUCCGUUAAAAUUAGCCUGCGAGCAGUUUGGUAACAAGGACGCAGAUGUUUGGAUCAACCUUAGAGAUUGUUAUUUACAACAUCAUCAAUUAUUCGAAGAUACUUACCCUACUUUUGAUAUUAAUAAUAAAAUUCAGCAAAUCAGAAGAGAAGCAGAACAAGCACUCAAAGAUAAUGUCAUAAUGUUGGCAGAUUUUAUAAACAGAUACGAUAUGCCUAUAAAUUUUGAUGCUAGAGGGAAAUGAAUUGUGUUAAGUGUUACAUUUUAAAAGUAAAUAAAAAGAAUCGUGAUAAUAAA
Diorhabda sublineata is the source of this 1966-nucleotide messenger RNA. Its product is annotated as U3 small nucleolar RNA-associated protein 6 homolog. Gene Ontology annotation, biological process: maturation of SSU-rRNA from tricistronic rRNA transcript (SSU-rRNA, 5.8S rRNA, LSU-rRNA). Gene Ontology annotation, cellular component: Pwp2p-containing subcomplex of 90S preribosome; small-subunit processome. Gene Ontology annotation, molecular function: protein binding; snoRNA binding. Bases 141 to 1913 code for a protein of 590 amino acids. NCBI's taxonomy places the organism in Eukaryota, Metazoa, Arthropoda, Insecta, Coleoptera, Chrysomelidae. The transcript has 3 exons. The record is from RefSeq and is a predicted model, not a curated record.